AAAAAAAAAAAGGAACAAAUUCAGAAAUAAGCGCGGGGGAAGGGGACGAUGGCACUGCCUCUUGCUUACUCAGCCUGGAUAAAGAACCAAUCUUGGGGUUUAUGGUGGAAGGGGUGAUGACUGAUGACUGAGAGGACCAAACGUGCACUUCUCAAUUGGGAAGGCUGCCGCUUCGCACUUGCAGUAUUUAGAGAAGAUUGCCUGAUAAAGCACAGGAAAUAUCUUCAUCUUAGGCGGUGGAUGUAUCGGCGGCUUCGGAAGAUGGGGCAGAAGGUCUUUCAUGCUUCCUCUUCCUCUUCAUCUUCUUCCAAGAUUCAAGCACUGUACGAGCUCUGCAAGCAGAAUUUCACACCCUCGGGAACUCCUCCUCCAUCUCCUGAAGUCAUCCAGAAGCUCCGCUCUCUCAUGGACACAAUUACUCCAGCUGAUGUUGGGCUCACAGAGGAUAUUAGAGACGAUGGUCAUGGAAGUUUUGGACUUAACCAAUUUAAUAGAGCAGGCCCAUGGGUUAAGCCAAUAACUUAUUUGGAUAUACAUGAAUGUGAUAGUUUUACGAUGUGUGUAUUUUGCUUUCCAACUUCUUCUGUUAUUCCGCUCCAUGACCAUCCUGGGAUGACUGUCUUGAGCAAAGUUCUGUAUGGCUCCUUGCAUGUAAAAGCUUAUGAUUGGGUCGAACCGGCUCAAAUACAGAGAAGCACUGCACCAAGUAAUUCACCAGUGAGGUUGGCAAAGUUGGCUGCUGAUAAAGUUGUAACGGCACCCUGUGAAACCCAAGUUUUGUACCCGAAGAUUGGAGGGAAUCUGCAUUGUUUUACGGCAGUUGCUCCUUGUGCUGUGCUGGAUGUCCUCACGCCUCCUUAUAACAAUGCUGCAGGGCGGACUUGUACUUACUACCAUGACUACCCUUAUUCCGGCUUCUCUGUGGGAAAUGAAGAUGAGCCAAGGGAUGGGAAUGAAGAGGAGUAUGCAUGGCUUGCCCCACUACCAGGGCCAAAAGAUUUCUAUACCAUCCCGAGGAAGUAUCGUGGCCCAGCUAUUGAAGUUUAACUUUGGUCAUGUAGGUUGGUGAUCAAACUUGUGUUGUCAUCAAUGCAAAUCAAGCUUCGAGUCCUCACAAGUCGUUUUCAUCGCAUGCUCUCAGCAACUAGAGACCUGGUUCGAAUCUACAGUCUCAUGUUUUAUUCUCCUAAAACAGUUCUCUGAAAUUUUGUUGUGUAAGGAGUUUUUGUUCUGUUUUUUCGUUGUUCUUUUAUUUAUACCUAUAUGGGGACGUCAAAACACCGCAGAUGUAUCAAAAAGCCUUCUUUUCAAUACGUA
Messenger RNA from Diospyros lotus (date-plum), 1317 nucleotides. RefSeq names its product plant cysteine oxidase 3. The transcript is spliced from 5 exons. Bases 124 to 1047 code for a protein of 307 amino acids. Lineage: Eukaryota; Viridiplantae; Streptophyta; Magnoliopsida; Ericales; Ebenaceae. Gene Ontology annotation, molecular function: oxidoreductase activity, acting on single donors with incorporation of molecular oxygen, incorporation of two atoms of oxygen. The record is from RefSeq and is a predicted model, not a curated record.